AUGGCCGUCAUACCAGACCCCUCCCUGAUUCCCAAUCCGCUCAGACCCUUUGACACACCCCGCCUCGCCUUGCGCGCGGUCCAACAACCGGAAGAUCUCGCCCUCUUCACCGCAAUGGGUGACGACCAUACAGGCUUCAUGAACAGCAGCUUCAAUAACACCUCGCUUCAGUCCCUCAGCGGCACGAAAAAAUUCUUGAAGUUCCUCGCCGAAGAUACGCUGCUCGCGAUUGGGGAGAUCCAUUUGAGCAAGCUGCCGGCGAACGCUAUACAUCACAGGUCGACGGAGAUUGGAAUUGACAUCCUGCCAUGGUUCCAAGGCAAAGGGUAUGGGCGUGAGGCCAUCGAGUGGGCGCUGUACUAUGCGUUUCGCCGUGCGGGGCUGCAUAGAGUGAAGAUCACGGCUUUCGAAUGGAACACAGGUGCGCUGAGAUUUUAUGAGAAAGUGGGGUUCAAGGUCGAGGGGAGGGAGAGGGAGGCGCUCUGGCACGAAGGACGGUUCUGGGAUCAGGUCGUGUUGGGCAUGUUGGAGGGAGAGUGGCGGGCGAUGCAAAUGGAGAAGCAUAAGGAGGGCAGUCUGGCUUGCCUCAUGUAA
This is a messenger RNA of Didymella exigua CBS 183.55, 594 nucleotides long. RefSeq names its product acyl-CoA N-acyltransferase. Bases 1 to 594 code for a protein of 197 amino acids. Lineage: Eukaryota; Fungi; Ascomycota; Dothideomycetes; Pleosporales; Didymellaceae. Gene Ontology annotation, molecular function: acyltransferase activity, transferring groups other than amino-acyl groups. The transcript has 3 exons. The record is from RefSeq and is a predicted model, not a curated record.